This is a messenger RNA of Morus notabilis, 417 nucleotides long. RefSeq lists its product as uncharacterized. Lineage: Eukaryota; Viridiplantae; Streptophyta; Magnoliopsida; Rosales; Moraceae. The transcript has 2 exons. The record is from RefSeq and is a predicted model, not a curated record. Bases 1 to 417 code for a protein of 138 amino acids.
AUGGUUCCCGAAACGACGUCGUCGCGGCGGCUGACGAAAGUGCUGGUGAAGGUGACGGUGGAUAGGAGUUUUGGGGCGGCGCAAGUGGUGGUGUCGACGGAUCAGGAGACAGUCAAGGACUUGGUGAAGGCGGUGCUGAAGAUUUACGCGGCGGAGAAGCGGAGGCCGCUGCUACCGGAGACUAAUCCGCACCGUUUCGAGCUUCACUAUUCCUGCUUCAGCUUCGAAAGCUUGAAUGAAGAUGAGAAGGUGAUAAACUUGGGGUCGAGGGACUUCUUUUUGUGCAAAAAGCCUGUCGAUGACAACAUGAUCACCAACACCGUUAAUGUCAAUACUUCAUUCUCGGAGGAAGUAAAGAAGAAAGCAACAAACUCAUCGUCGUUUCCGUGGACACAGUUUAUGGAUUUUCUCUUGUAG